AUGUCGUCCAGCCGACUCCCCCCCGUCGCCUCGUUGCGUAAGCAGCAGCUCCUGUUAGAGUUUGCGAGCCUGAGACAUGCCGCCCCGCCGGGUGUGUACGUGAGCGUUGGCAGUGACGCGACGCUGUGGACGGGGAUUAUCUUUGUACGAUCGGGCCCCUAUUCUUCCGCCAUUUUACGCUUCCAGAUUCGGUUCCCAGGCUCGUACCCGGAUCUCCCUCCGCUGGUGACCUUCUCGACGGAUAUCUUCCACCCGCUCAUUGUGCCUUUGACGACGUAUACCUUUAGCACUGGGGCUUCGAGCCAGGAUCCUGUCAGUGCGACGGACGAGGAACGCUUACCCCCCGGCGGGUUCAGUCUGCGGCAUGGCUUCCCGCACUGGUUCGGUCGGGCGAGACGUAGUGGUGCAAUGACUACGACUACUUCGACGCCGUCAAGAAAGGUCAGCGGGGGGGGAACAAUACGGGAGAAUAAUGGUACGGAAGAAGAAGGAGGAGGAGGAGAAGAAGAAGGAGAAGAAGAAGGAGAAGAAGAAGGAGAAGAAGAAGGAGAAGAAGGAGGAGAAGAAGAAGGAGGAGAAGAAGAAGAAGAAGAAGAAGAAGAAGAAGAAGAUGGACAAGUGGUGGUGACAGGGGAUACCUCUGCGCUUCCCCGGGAGACCGUCCCUGUCGCAGCGUUGCUGCAGUAUAUCCGGUCUACCUUUGACGAUGAAAGCGUACUCGAUGCUCUCCCGUUGGAGGCGGCGGGGAACCCUGGCGCGUGGCAUGCGUGGAGGGCUCAUCGGCGAGCGGUCAACGGACAUCACACUGGUCAUCUUGCCAAGGAGAGAGAUCUGAAACGAGGCACUCCGCAGGCGAGAGCCCCGGGGGAUUGGCAUUGGGACGGCAUCUGGGCGAAACGCGUCCAGCAUGAGAUCGAGGCGAGCAAGUCCGAUGCGAUGCUUUUCGGAAACGCCGCGCGCGGCACAAAUGAUGAGAUGGUCCGGUUCUCCCGUUUAGACGACGACGGCUUGGCUUCCAUCAAGGCCAAGAUGAUCCCCCAGGUGGAAGAGGUUCGCCAGUGA
Penicilliopsis zonata CBS 506.65 is the source of this 1062-nucleotide messenger RNA. RefSeq lists its product as hypothetical. NCBI's taxonomy places the organism in Eukaryota, Fungi, Ascomycota, Eurotiomycetes, Eurotiales, Aspergillaceae. The record is from RefSeq and is a predicted model, not a curated record. The transcript is spliced from 4 exons. The coding region runs from base 1 to 1062 and encodes 353 amino acids.